Molecule: messenger RNA, 852 nt
Organism: Candidozyma haemuli
Lineage: Eukaryota; Fungi; Ascomycota; Pichiomycetes; Serinales; Metschnikowiaceae
Gene: ARG11
Product: Arg11p
Exons: 1
Coding region: 1-852 (283 amino acids)
Biological process (GO): mitochondrial L-ornithine transmembrane transport
Molecular function (GO): L-ornithine transmembrane transporter activity
Source: RefSeq, a predicted model, not a curated record
AUGGUGGACCCUAUCAAAGAGGUGGCCUACGGCGCUGCAGCAGGCUGUGUGGGUAAACUCAUUGAGUUCCCGUUCGACACUAUCAAGGUUCGGCUCCAGCUGGCGCCCAGCCAGCUUUCUACCGUGCAAGUCAUCUCAUCUACCUUCAAACAAGAAGGACUAGUGAAUGGCUUCUACAAGGGCAUUCGGGCGCCCAUGGUCGGGGCGUGCUUGGAGAAUGCUGUGUUGUUUCUGGCGUUUCAGUAUGGCCAGGAAAUGGUCAGGAAUGGCACGUCUUUGAACCCUUCUGGGUUGGUUGCAGUGUGUGCCUCGGGAGCGUUUUCUGGGUUUGCUGCUUCUUUCGUCUUGACGCCCGUGGAGCUUGUUAAAUGUAAACUUCAGGUUCUGAACCUUCAUCUGCAUUCGAAACUGGCUUCGUACGGGUCCGUGGUGCUGAAAAUCAUCAAAAGAGAAGGUGUGGUUGGACUAUGGCAUGGCUUGAGCUCUACGUUGCUUCGAGAGAUGGCAGGAACGGCAGUAUGGUUUGCUACCUAUGAAGAAUCUCUAGGAGCCCUUCGAAAACAUAACCCUAAAGCUGAAAAUACCAAUUGCUUGGUUUCGGGCGCUGCUGCUGGCUUCAUGUUCAACUUAUCUAUCUUUCCAGUGGAUACCAUCAAACUGGUGAUUCAAACGCACGACGUGACGCUGCCGACGCUGGGGAAACUCAGCUUUGGCCAGGCGGUGGCCAAUUUGACCGCCAGGAAGGGCGGCCUCCUAAACUUGUACAAUGGUCUUUCCAUCACCUUGGUACGGUCCAUCCCAGCCAACGCCGUGAUCUUCUACGUCUACGAGUACCUCAAGACGAACUUCUAG